AGUAGUGAAAGGUUCAAGAAACACAAAAAGAUAAAUAUAAAUACCAGUCGCUGAAUUUAAUAGAAUCACCAUGGCUGCUCUUUUAAAGAAGAGAGCACUUGCUGAGUACAGUCAAGUUAUACAGGAGGAACCAAAACCAAUAAAGAAGCUAAGACUUGUACAGAAACCAGUGACGUCUGAAAUCAAUCUGAAUUUGUCGUCUGCAACCAACUCCCAAGAUGUGUUAAAUAUAUUAUUGAGAUUUGGCAAUACACUACCUAUACAAGGAGAACAGACCAGUCAUGUGGUGACUCAAAUUCUAGAUCACUUCUCUCAUGAAAAAGAGACAAUAGUUAGAUGUAAGAUGGUGGAAUUGAUAGGUGAGAUGUCUAAGUUGCCAGGCUGUGAUGUAGCUGAGAUUAUCAAUGGGCUAAUGUCAUUGCUCAAUACUGAGAAAUCACAUAAAGUACAAGGAAGUAUAGUAGAAUCUCUAACUAGUGCUGGUCAAACUAUAUCAUCAUCUAAUACAGCUGUAAUACAGGAAUUGGUAGAGAAAGCUGUUCAGAUGUUAAAAGAUUCCUGUCAUAUGGUGAGAAGUAAAUGUUUGAGUUUAAUUGGAAAACUAUCAAGUAAUCAUUAUAAAACAGACAAUGGUAUACAUUAUAACAUACAAGAUAUAUUGGCAAACUUUACUCAUGAUCAAGAUCCCAGAGUAAGAUCUAGUUCUCUUCAAGCUAUGCUAUCAUUUCACCAACGUGGUAUACAGUUAGAUCAGAUGAUUUAUGAACAAGCAUGUAAAUCAUUAGUAGAUGAUCAUGAAUCUGGUAGAAUGGCAGCUGUUAAAUUAAUCUGGGUAUUAAGUCAUAUCUAUCCUGAAGUUACAAUCAAAAGUGAAGAUGGUGGAGAAGAUUUAAGAUUAAUAGAUGAUGGAUUUGCCAAGAUUUGUAAUAUGAUGAAUGAUAUAUCCAUGAAAGUACGGGCUGAGGCAGCAUCGUUAUUGGGAUCACUACAUCUUGUUAGUUCCAGAUUUCUAGAACAGACUUUAGAUAAAAAACUUAUGUCUAAUAUGAGGAGAAAGAAGAGUGCUAGUGAGAGAGCUAAAGAACAUUAUCAAUCAGGAGAAUGGUCUACUGGACAGAAAUGGGCUGAUGAUAAACCUAAAGAAGAAUUAGAUGCUGAAAGUGUUAAUCUAAUGAAUAUAGGAGCUUGUGGAGCUUUUAUUCAUGGUUUAGAAGAUGAAUUUUUAGAGGUUAGAAAUGCAGCAUUAGAUUCAUUAUGUGAACUAGCAGCCCAAUCUCAACAGUUCUCUAUAUUAUCACAAGAUAGUAUUAUAGAUAUGUUUAAUGAUGAGAUUGAGAUGAUCAGGUUAAAUGCUAUCAAUAGUUUAAGAAAGAUCAGUCAUAAUAUAAUAUUGAGAGAAGAUCAGCUAGAUAUUAUUCUAGGUGUUUUACAGGAUUAUUCAGCUAUAGUACGUGAAACAGCUCAUUCUAUGUUAGGUGAUGUUAAAUUAGCCACUAAAGAAUGUGUUAAUGCUUGUGUUAUGGCGUUAUUAGAUAAUUUACAACGAUAUCCACAAGAUAAAGAAGCUGUUUGGAGAUGUAGUCGUAAUAUAGGUUUAAAUCAUCCACACCUAACUUUAACAUUAGUACCUGAUUUAUUAUGUAUUCAUCCUUAUUUUGAUACACCUGAACCAGAUAUGGAUGAUCCAGCUUAUAUUACUGUACUAAUGUUGGUAUUUAACAGUGCUAUCAAAUGUCCGACCAUGUUACCAUUAUUUCAAGAACACACAUUACGUCAUUAUACAUAUUUACGUGGUAGUAUGCCUGAACUAGUACCAUCACUAGAUUUGAAUCAACAUGUAGAGAUUGUAGUGAAUAAUAGUCGACAGAAUCUUUCUGGUGUUCUUACACAGUGUGUUUCACAAUUAACUAAUCUAGAUAAACUAGAUAGUUCAUCUGUUAUACAAAUACUAGAAUUAACAGUCAGAGAUUUGGAGAGAUUGAAGAAAUUAGAUGUUUCAAUAUCUCAUGUAGCAGAAUGUACAAGUAUGUUUCUACAUGCUCAAUUAUUGGUCACAAAGUUAAUGAGUGAUAUUAAGAGAACCAGUGGGAAAAUGACACUGUCAUCUAAUGUUAUUGCACCUCUUGAUAAGGUGAUGAAAUUAACCACUACUCUACAGACCUUAUUUCUGGGUAUCAGUAAUAAGGAACUUUCAUUAAUAAGACAAACUGAACUACAAGCUUUAACUAUUCAGCUACAAUCUGUUAUAUUACAUGGAUCAUUAGCAGAACAACUACGUACAGCGGAAACUUAUAUUAAUUAUCUACAGCAUUUACAAAGAUUCUUAGAAACCAACAGUAUACAACCAGAUGAAUUCACAACACACCUGAUAGCACCACUUGGGAAUCUGGAACCAUCCAAACUCAAUAUCAUACGUCAUGUGACACACACUUCAUUAGAACUGAUUCAUCCUUCCAACUUCCCCAUCAAUAAACAAGUUAGGAAGACGGAAGUGAAGAUACAUGCCCCUGUCACAUGUUUAGAUAGUUCUGUUAAAUUCUCAGCUGGUCUAACUACUGGUAUACCAUUGGAUGUUACUGUAGAAAAUAUUGAAAAUACCAGAAAUAUACUAAUUCAGGUAAAUUAUCCUGAUCAACAACAACAGUUAAUAACACCAUGUUUAUCACACUGGAGAAAAUUAUCACCAUUACGUCAUAGAUUAACCACACAAGUUAUAAUAUCACAUGCUUUGUGGUCUGAAUCUUGUCCUAUAGAAAUAAGUCUUGUGAUGAAAGUAGCACCGAUUCCUGGAAGAAGAAAUACCAAAAUACCAGAAAAUAUUGAACUAUGUAAACCUGUUGAAAUACUUGUCUUAACCAAACCAUCUAAAAGAGCUUAAAGAUAUAUUUCUUUCAAUUUUAACAAAAAAUAUUCAUGUACCAAUUUCAUUCCUUCAAAUUGAAAAAAGAAUCUUUGUCC
Molecule: messenger RNA, 2958 nt
Organism: Lottia gigantea (owl limpet)
Lineage: Eukaryota; Metazoa; Mollusca; Gastropoda; Lottiidae
Exons: 20
Coding region: 71-2878 (935 amino acids)
Biological process (GO): snRNA processing
Cellular component (GO): integrator complex
Source: RefSeq, a predicted model, not a curated record